Messenger RNA from Nicotiana attenuata, 780 nucleotides. RefSeq lists its product as uncharacterized. NCBI's taxonomy places the organism in Eukaryota, Viridiplantae, Streptophyta, Magnoliopsida, Solanales, Solanaceae. The record is from RefSeq and is a predicted model, not a curated record. Gene Ontology annotation, molecular function: proton transmembrane transporter activity. The transcript is spliced from 3 exons. Gene Ontology annotation, biological process: proton motive force-driven ATP synthesis. The coding region runs from base 126 to 494 and encodes 122 amino acids.
CUCCGAUUCACGAUUUUAACAGAAGCCUCUAUCAGAAAGCUAGGGUCACUGCUAUCGGCGACUGAAGCAAAACAUCGCCUGUAGUAUUACUGCAAAUCGCAGACGAAAGGACUUUCUUGGUAUUGAUGGCAUCCAAGAUUCAGCAACUGCAAUCUAAGGCAUGUCAAGCUUCACAGUUUCUUGCUAAGCAUGGUACUGGCUACUACAAACAGUUGCUGGAGCAGAACAAACAGUAUAUUGUGGAGCCACCUACUGUUGAAAAAUGCAAUGAAUUGUCCAAGCAGUUGCUCUACACUCGUCUUGCCAGCAUCCCUGGCCGUUAUGAGUCAUUUUGGAAGGAAGUCGAUUCUGUGAAGCACAUGUGGAGGAAUAGAAAGGAAUUGAAGGUUGAAGAUGCAGGCAUUGCAGCUUUGUUCGGCUUGGAGUGCUUUGCAUGGUAUUGUGCUGGUGAGAUAGUAGGAAGAGGAUUUACAUUCACUGGUUACUAUGUCUGAGUAUCAGUUUCCAAAAACUUGUUUGCGCAAAUUGACAAUUGUAAGGUCUCUUUUUAUUAGGAUGAUUUGAGUAACAGGGAAUACAUACAAGAUUUUGUUUCCCAAGAAAGUUUCCUGGUUUUGGGAAAUCAGUGUUUAAAUUGAUGCAAUAAAUUGCUCCUUUUUUGGUCUUCUCAUUCCCACUUCAGUGGAGAGGCUUAGACUGAACUUUGUAAUACUAACUCUAUUUUGAGUGAUACUGCUGCAUAUGACAGUACACUGCCUUUGUUAGUGUUCCUUUUGUCGA